AUGACAAGAGCAACACGAUCCAGCGCUCGCCUGGCAGCAUCUGCAAAGCCGCUCGGAAGUCCCGAGUCUGUUGUCAACCAUGUCAAGCCGACCCGUACCAGCAAGGUCGCAUCUAAAGAUUUGGUUAAGGACGUAAAGCCUUCGAAUCCCGAAAAGAGGAAACGCGCACCAGCCAAGGCCGCAACUGGGACCCCUUCCAAAAAGGUGAAGACAGAAGAAGAUGGCGAGGAUGCGGCUGCGUCGGCUCUCUCCGACGUACCUCUGACAACACCCCUCAAGAAGGAGAGCACAAAGGUUGAGAGCCCCGAGAAAGAGCCGAAGAUUUCAAAGUCUCCCAACGGCUUGCAGUCCAAGAAGCUCAAAGCCUACACCCAAUAUGCCGACAAAUCUCCCUUUCCCGACUUUCUCCAUCCAACUCCAGAUGAGUGCCGGCUCGCCCACCGCAUCCUGGCAGACCUGCACGGCAAAAGGGAGCGUCCCACUGAGGUCAAGGCCUCCACAACCCGUGCCGGCUGCGGGGACUCACCUUCCGUCCUUGAUGCCCUAGUACGGACCAUCCUCAGCCAGAACACCAGUGACACCAACUCCACUCGCGCCAAGCGAAGCAUGGAUGCUGUGUAUGGCGGCAGCGAUGAGUGGGAGAAGAUCGUCGAAGGCGGCAUUCCCAAACUGCAGGAAGCCAUCAAGUGUGGUGGGCUGAGCGCCGUAAAAAGCAAGGUCAUCAUCGGCAUCCUCAACCAGGUGAAGGAGAAGUACGGGUCCUACUCGUUGGAUCACUUAUUCAACGCCACCAACGAGGAAGCCAUGCAGGAGCUUAUCAGCUUCCAGGGCGUCGGCCCCAAGACCGCCAGCUGCGUGCUUCUCUUUUGUCUUCAGAGAGAGUCUUUUGCCGUAGACACCCACGUGUGGAGAAUCACAGGCCUCUUAGGCUGGCGCCCAAAGAGCGCCUCUCGUGACGAAACACAUGCCCAUUUAGACGUAAGGAUACCAGACGAGGACAAGUACGGCCUGCAUAUACUUCUCGUCAAGCACGGCAAAGUUUGCAGUGAAUGUAAAGCAGGUGGCAAAAACACCGGGAAAUGUGAGUUAAGAAAGGCAUUUCGACAAGAGAAAAUCAAGAAUGGGGAAGGCAAGCCAUCCAAACUCGACGAGUAG
Molecule: messenger RNA, 1155 nt
Organism: Colletotrichum truncatum
Lineage: Eukaryota; Fungi; Ascomycota; Sordariomycetes; Glomerellales; Glomerellaceae
Product: base excision DNA repair protein
Biological process (GO): base-excision repair
Molecular function (GO): catalytic activity
Source: RefSeq, a predicted model, not a curated record